AUCCAACUUGGGAACAAGAAGGGCGCUCCCGCUGGAAUGUUAUCACCGGUCCCCAAGCCUGCCGUCGUCUUGAGCUUGCAGCUCGCAUCAUUGUCAAAGAUGAUUGCUCUAUCAGGAUCGCUCAUACUGCUCGGCAUAGGUUUUACCGUACUGUUCCGGACUAUAUAUGUUUCGUUCACAUCACCACUGAAGGACGUACCAGGUCCUUGGAUCAGCCGCUAUACCAACCUACAGCUGAAGUUCGCUGUCACAGGAGGGCGCCGUAUCUUUUACAUCGAUGACCUACACAAGAGAUAUGGCCCAAUAGUGCGCAUCUCACCAACAGAGGUUGCCGUGGCAGACCCAGCCGCUUUCAAGCAAAUCCAUGCCGUAUCAUCCAAGUUCGUAAAAGACAUCUGGUACGAGAAGCUGACCAACUUCCCUCGUCUGAGCGUCUUUACCAUGCGCAACCCUCGCGAACACGGUCAGCGUAGAAAGCUUUUCGCUCGUGGAUUCAGCAAGUCGUACCUUCGAGAGCACUGGGAGCCUACCGUUCGCGAGAAGACGUUGCUUGCUGUCGAGAAGAUCAAGGUUGAUGCCCAGACUGGUGUUGCGGAUCUGCUCAAGUGGUGGACGUUCAUGGCUACGGAUAUUGUCGGCGUCCUUGGUUUUGGCGAGUCGUUCGGUAUGCUCGAGCUUGGAAAGAAAACCGAGUAUAUCCGAGUGCUUGAAGCUGCUCUUAUCGGCAACGGUAUUGGUGCCGAAAUGCCAUGGCUCCGUGCGAUUGGAAGCCGCAUACCCUUCAAGCCACUCAAAGAGGCCUUCAACUCCAGCGCUUACAUCCUUGGGUACGGCACUAGAGCUGUAGAGAACGCCCGCAAGGGUGGUCAAGACUCGAAUCUUAUGGCGACCAUCAUGGCCGAGGCCGAAAAGGGCGAAGCACACGUCGAUGACAUGGACGUUCGAACCGAAUCAACCUCGCUGAUCUUCGCCGGCUCAGGCACAACCGCUAAUACCAUGACAUUCCUUUCAUGGGCAGUCGUAUCUCGACCUCAACUCCGCGCAGCUCUGGAAGAGGAAGUCGCUAAACUGGGUGACAAGUUCACCGACGCUGAUCUCGAACAGCUGCCUAUGCUUAAUGCAGUCAUCCACGAGACUUUGCGUCUGUAUUGCGCUGUGCCCGGCAGUCUUCCUCGAGUCGUGCCCGAAGGUGGCGCGACGCUGGAUGGAUACUUUGUUCCUCCAGGCACAACAGUCAGCACACAAGCCUACACGAUGCACAGAGACGGAAACCUCUGGCCAAACGCCCAAGUUGUCCAAUCGACUUCUUUGCUAAACACUUCUAUCGCAGANUUCGACCCCACCCGCUGGCUCGAGGGCAAAGAACAGAGUGCAGCGGCCAAGAGCACAUUCUGCGCUUUUGGCGCAGGUGCAUACAGUUGUCUCGGCAUCAAUCUUGCUUGGAUGGAAUUGAGAUAUGCUACUGCCUUUCUCUUUCGCGAGUGUAAGGGUAUGCGUAUUGCUCCGAGCAUGGCUGCGGAUUGCAUGGACUUGGAGAAUUACUUUGUCAUUGUGCCCAAGGGACACAAAUGCGAGGUCACUCUGCAGUAG
This is a messenger RNA of Aureobasidium vineae, 1590 nucleotides long. NCBI's taxonomy places the organism in Eukaryota, Fungi, Ascomycota, Dothideomycetes, Dothideales, Saccotheciaceae. The record is from the annotation of a GenBank genome assembly.